Molecule: messenger RNA, 717 nt
Organism: Ochlerotatus camptorhynchus
Lineage: Eukaryota; Metazoa; Arthropoda; Insecta; Diptera; Culicidae
Gene: RpS26
Product: ribosomal protein S26
Exons: 3
Coding region: 125-472 (115 amino acids)
Biological process (GO): translation
Cellular component (GO): cytosolic small ribosomal subunit; ribosome
Molecular function (GO): structural constituent of ribosome; mRNA binding
Source: RefSeq, a predicted model, not a curated record
CAGCAGCGAUGCAGAAAUCGACGAACAAACUGUCAAUCGCCUGUCAAAAUUAGAUUUCGUUCGAGUGUGAACCCGUCCUUAUCUUUCUCUACUUCCGUGGUUCUUGCAUCAAACUGUCACAGAAAUGACUAAGAAGAGGCGUAAUGGAGGACGCUGCAAGCACAACCGCGGCCACGUCAAGGCCGUGCGUUGCACCAACUGCGCCCGCUGCGUCCCAAAGGAUAAGGCCAUCAAGAAGUUUGUGAUCCGAAACAUCGUCGAGGCUGCUGCCGUUCGUGAUAUUUCGGAUGCUUCCUGUUACAACUCCUAUGUUCUGCCCAAACUUUACGCAAAAUUGCACUAUUGCGUAUCGUGCGCUAUCCACUCCAAGGUGGUGCGUAACCGAUCGAAGGAAGCCCGACGAAUCCGUACACCACCCCAGCGGGCGUUCCCUAAGGACAUGAACCGUAACCAGAACGCCCAGCGCAAGUAAGAAGCUGCUAAGUCGUCAAGUCGCUGUUGCAAAAACCGAUACCAACCAAACGCCGAACGUGGCGGACAUCGCUUUCUCCCGUGGACGAAAUCAUCAUUCUAUCAUUCCGAUUAGCCGGGCAAUGAUCGGAGCGAGUGGGUUCGCCAGUGUUCGGUGUCAAAAACAAGUUGUAUUUGGAUUAAACAUGGUCGCUUAAGGAGAAGAUGAGGUGAAAACAUUGAAAAUAAGAUUUACAAAACAUCUAA